CGAAAAUCCCCACAUUCCUCGUUGAAGAUGAAAAUGAAGUGGUGGACGAGGUCUCCGUCCAAGAGAAUGUUGCACGUGAAGGUGAAGCCAUUGAAGCUUGAAGGAAUAACCAGAAACGAGGAAGAUGAUGGUGACAAAGACGAUGCCAAAGUCCUGGCUAUUGAAAUAAUUUGGAAAGGACCCAAGCCCAGAUUGGCUUCGUUUUACAUAUCUUCGUCUUCGAGGCACAAGAGGAACCGCGGCAGCCAGAGAGUUUUAGGGAAUCGGAAACCGAUCGAAUGGGACGAUGACGAAUUCGAAAACGUAUGCGAUUUCUCGGUCGUUUCCAACGGGUCUUGGGAUGUUUUGUUUAAUGUAUUGCAUGGAAAGAAUUCUGAAGGAAAUAGUAAAUUGGCGGUUGCGGGGAAGGUUUCUCUGGAUUUGGCAAAACUGGUUCCGGUGACGGGGUGUUCGGACGUUGAACGGAAGCUUCCGGUUGCGUUAAAAGUUGACGGUGUUGUCGUCGAAGCUUCUUUAUUCAUUUUAGUGAGUUUUGUCAGAGGUACUACAGACACGACAGGAGGUGCCCAAAACUCAGCCGAGUCAAUCAAGGAAGAUGGAUUCUUCAAAAUAGUGAAGAGUUUAACCCGGCAGAAGGAGAAAAAUUAUAGCUGUCAAACUGAUCAAUUGAAUUCCCGUGACUCGGACGAGUCGCUGGUAUUUGAUUCAGAUGGUUUGCAUGGGAAUGACUCUACCACCACGAGUGAAAGUAACAGCGGCGAGCUGAGUUUAGGACCUGAGUUGGAAUCAUUCCGAAGUUUUGAAAAUCAGUUGGAACCACCCCAGAACAACAUGGUAAGAAUGUUCUCAUGGAAGAAAAGACGGUUAAGUUUUCGAUCUUUGAAGAAGAAAGCACAGCCGUUGGUUCAAACCGGAGAAAACUGCUGGGAAGUGAAGCAAUUACUCAGCAGAAACGGACAAGCAACACUAAAAGCCGAAGUGUUCUUCGCAUCGUUCGACCAAAGAAGUGAAAGAGCUGCCGGGGAGAGUGCCUGCACGGCACUAGUAGCCGUCAUUGCCCACCGUCUCAAUUCAAACCAAGCCUCCAUGCCAACGAGACUCGAAUUCGAUAGCCUCAUAACAGAAGGCUCAUCUCAGUGGCGCGAGCUCUGCUCCAACAUAGCUUACACCGAUUCCUUCCCCGACAAGCAUUUUGAUCUCGAUACUGUUCUAAAAGCUGAUCACAAGCCUGUCAUCGUUCUGCAAGACAAAUCAUUCACAGGGUUCUUCAGCCCCGAGAGAUUCAAGUGCUUGAAAGAUGCAAUGUCUUUCGAUGAGAUAUGGAACGAAAUAAGCAACGACCAUGAUCAGCCGAGGGUUUACAUUAUCAGUUGGAACGAUCAUUUCUUCUUGUUGAAAGUAGAAUCAAAGGCGUAUUACAUAAUCGAUACUUUGGGUGAGCGGUUGUUUGAGGGUUGUAAGCAAGCCUACAUGUUGAAGUUCGAUGAUUCGAGUUCAAUGUAUGGGAAGGAGGAGGUGGGAGGAAGUGAAGAAGAUGAGAUGGUUAUAUGCAGGGGGAAAGAAUGUUGCAGGGAAUACAUAAAAAGAUUUCUAGCGGCCAUAACAGUUGAGGAGCUCGAGGAAGAAGAGAAAAAGGGCAGAAUAUCGACAUUUUCUCUUCACCGGCGACUGCAAAUCGAUUUUCAUUAUACUUCUACUUCAAGUUCUUCAAUGGCAACGAGCUGAAGAGUGUUUUUGACUCAGGGUUGAUACAUUGUACAGUUGUUUAGGUUUUAGCAUUGUGAUUAAUUUUAUACGA
Hibiscus syriacus is the source of this 1798-nucleotide messenger RNA. RefSeq lists its product as uncharacterized. The transcript is spliced from 3 exons. The record is from RefSeq and is a predicted model, not a curated record. Bases 28 to 1725 code for a protein of 565 amino acids. Lineage: Eukaryota; Viridiplantae; Streptophyta; Magnoliopsida; Malvales; Malvaceae.